This is a messenger RNA of Strongyloides ratti, 978 nucleotides long. Its product is annotated as Homeobox domain and Homeodomain-like-containing protein. Gene Ontology annotation, molecular function: DNA binding. Lineage: Eukaryota; Metazoa; Nematoda; Chromadorea; Rhabditida; Strongyloididae. The record is from RefSeq and is a predicted model, not a curated record. The transcript is spliced from 5 exons. The coding region runs from base 1 to 978 and encodes 325 amino acids.
AUGCAGUCAAAGGUCAAAAAUAUUUCUGUUCAAGUAAUUAUUGAUCCUAUAAUUAAUAAUGAUGAUUAUGAAAAUGAUUUUCCUAUAUUUGAGGAGGAACUUAAAAUAACAAUAACUAUUACUUCUGAUGUACUAGUAAAGGAUGUCCACAAAAUAAUUAUGAAUCAUAUUGAUUUAGAACAUUUAUUAUCAACCUCUGAAGUUUUUUUUCUAUGCCCACAAUCAAAACAUUAUUUAAAUAUUUCUGAAUUUAAAGAUAUACCUACUAAUGUUGUUGCUGUUACUGGAACUCUUGAAGAUUUUAGUGGAAUUGUUGGUAGAAAUGCUAUAUAUAGAAACUUAGCUAGAUAUUUUGUUAAAAUUUUUUCUUUUACUAAAAAUUGUACAAAUAUUCCUGUUAUUGAAAAUGUAAUUGAAAGUAUUAAUAAUUCUUCAUUUAUAAGAAUUUCAAAUGAUACUUUACAUGAAGUUAAUAAAACACUUGAGAAUGAAAUUGAUACAAUUAGUAAUAAUGAAAAAAAUAUUUUACCAAACUUAUCAAAAGCCAAUACAAUUACAAAUUUAUUUUCAACAAUUAGUAAAAAAUCACAAAAACAACUAGGGGUACAAUCAUUUAUGAUUUCAAAUAUUGAUUCAAAAAUAACUGAUAAAUACGAUAUUUCAUCUAUUAUUCCACCUCCACCAAGAAGAGUCAAAAAUAAUAAUGGGCCGGUUUUACCAAAACAUUCAUCUGUCAGAACUACAACUCGCUGGAAACGUAAAAUAACAUAUGACAAAGAAAAAGAAAUUCCCAAACUUGAAUAUUGGUAUACAAUUAAUAAAAAUCCAAAGCAUGAAGAAAUGGUUGAAUAUGCUGAUUAUUUAAAUAAGCUUUCAAAGCGAUCUAGGGGUAGCGAAAUAAGUAUAUCAAAUAUCAAAACAUGGUUUAGAAAUAGAAGAUCUAGAGAAACAAAAGAAAGAAAUAGCUCUUUUUCAUAG